GCCCAAUCCAAAGGUAGGGUUUUCACGCCCUACUGCGAAACUCGGCUGACGGUCCAAAAUUUCGGUGACACUUUCCGCCCAUCACGAACCUCAGAGUCCAGCGUCAAUCAACAAGUCGCAAAUAUGUCUGGUGGAAAGCCUCGUGGUCUUAACGCGGCGCGCAAGCUGCGCAACAACCGUCGCGAGCAGCGCUGGGCCGAUCUUCACUACAAGAAGCGUGCCCUCGGUACUGCUUUCAAGUCCAGCCCCUUCGGUGGUUCUUCCCACGCCAAGGGCAUUGUCCUUGAAAAGGUCGGCGUUGAGGCCAAGCAGCCCAACUCUGCUAUCAGAAAGUGUGUCCGUGUCCAGCUCAUCAAGAACGGCAAGAAGGUCACCGCUUUCGUCCCCAACGAUGGUUGCUUGAACUUCGUUGAUGAGAACGACGAGGUUCUCCUCGCCGGUUUCGGUCGCAAGGGCAAGGCCAAGGGUGAUAUUCCCGGUGUUCGCUUCAAGGUCGUCAAGGUUUCCGGUGUCGGUCUCCUCGCUCUCUGGAAGGAGAAGAAGGAGAAGCCCAGAUCUUAAGUGCGGGGCACUCUCAAGACAAAAAGUGGUACAAGGGUUGGCAUGAGGAGUCUGCGAGGCUUGUUUUCAUCAGCAUACCAUUUUCGGGUUGGGGGAAUCUGGGCUCUCACGGGGUAGGUUUGGUCCGAAGAAUAAGAGAUCAUUUCACACCGAACCACGACGAUCCGACCGGCCAAGAUGAUUUUAUGGGAAUGGCGUCAUUUGGGAAGCUUACAUCUUUUAGGCAAAGAGCCCUCGGACUGCUCUAUGCUGGAGAUAAUGGUUACAUGAAUAUCAUUACGAGUCCGAAUAAAAUCACGCCGAGUGCCCUCCUCAUCUUUGUGGUCUGUCUCUCUUGGUUGGAUUGAGUGCUAUUUUAUGUCUUGCCUCUCUCUGGACAGUGGCUUAGGGAGGUUCUGUACCUAUUAAAGCUUCCAGGUUGGGUGUUGUUCCUCCACUUCUUUAUGUGCCGGAC
Podospora pseudocomata is the source of this 1015-nucleotide messenger RNA. It is a transcript of the gene rps23, whose product is annotated as ribosomal protein S23. The transcript has 5 exons. The coding region runs from base 124 to 561 and encodes 145 amino acids. Gene Ontology annotation, molecular function: structural constituent of ribosome. Gene Ontology annotation, biological process: translation. Lineage: Eukaryota; Fungi; Ascomycota; Sordariomycetes; Sordariales; Podosporaceae. Gene Ontology annotation, cellular component: cytosolic small ribosomal subunit; ribosome. The record is from RefSeq and is a predicted model, not a curated record.